Spinacia oleracea (spinach) is the source of this 2176-nucleotide messenger RNA. RefSeq names its product protein DETOXIFICATION 44, chloroplastic. Gene Ontology annotation, molecular function: xenobiotic transmembrane transporter activity; antiporter activity. The transcript is spliced from 13 exons. Bases 65 to 1696 code for a protein of 543 amino acids. Gene Ontology annotation, cellular component: membrane. Lineage: Eukaryota; Viridiplantae; Streptophyta; Magnoliopsida; Caryophyllales; Amaranthaceae. The record is from RefSeq and is a predicted model, not a curated record. Gene Ontology annotation, biological process: transmembrane transport.
UUUCACACUAUUUUAAAAAAACUAAAAUAUUGUGAUCCAAUUCUGUGAGUUGCAGAAUAAAGAAAUGGCAGCAGCAGCUUCUCCUCUUUGCUAUCAUCUCUUCUGCACUCACUCACACUCCCGCCAUUACAAUCACCACAGGCAAAUUUCUCCAUUUUCGCGCACAAAUCCUUACUUCAAUUCUUAUUUUCCCAAACGAAACCCUAAUUCCCCUUUUCGUUUUCGAGCUCUCCCCAAAUCCAAGGACCCCAAGUCCUCAACUCCUCCACUUUCUCCUUCUUCUUCUCCCUCUAAUUUUUUCUUUCUGCCACUUCUCCGCUUCAGAGAUGCAGUUAAAUUGGACGAUCUUGGUCGGGAGAUGUUGUCAAUUGCGUUGCCGGCGCUUUUGGCUUUAGCUGCUGAUCCCAUCACUUCUCUUGUCGACACUGCUUUUGUUGGUCAUUUGGGUUCAGUUGAAUUAGCAGCUGUUGGUGUGUCAGUAUCAGUGUUUAACUUGGUAUCAAAAUUGUUUAAUGUCCCGUUGCUCAAUGUGACAACUUCCUUUGUUGCUGAAGAGCAGGCAUUGGUCAGUGUGCAAAAUGAAAAUUCUAUUCAAGCUGGCCAAGAUUAUGGAGAAAGGAAAAAAGCCCUUCCUUCAGUGUCUUCAUCUUUAGUUCUUGCUGCUGGCCUUGGAUUGGCUGAAGCCGUGGCACUUUCAGUUGGAUCGGGAUCUCUAAUGAAUAUUAUGGGUAUAUCUGUUGAUUCACCAAUGCGCCAGCCAGCAGAGGAGUUCCUUACAAUGAGGGCUUUUGGUGCUCCUCCUAUUGUCAUUGCACUUGCUGCACAAGGAACUUUCCGAGGACUAAAAGAUACUAAAACACCUUUGUAUGCAAUUGGAGCCGGAAACCUACUCAAUGCAAUUCUAGACCCGAUCUUGAUAUUUUUCUUAGGCUUUGGAAUUGGUGGUGCUGCAAUAGCCACUGUGAUAUCUGAAUAUUUGAUAGCCUCUAUCCUACUCUGGAAGUUGAAUGGAGAAUUAUCUUUGACUUCUCCAAAUAUUGACGGUGGAAGAUUUAUCCAGUAUCUUAAAUCAGGAGGGCUUUUGAUUGGAAGGACCUUAUCAGUACUUGUUCCCUUGACAUUAGCUACAUCUAUGGCAGCGAGGGAAGGUCCCGUUCCAAUGGCUGGUUAUCAAAUUUGUGUGGAAAUUUGGAUGACGAUAUCAUUGUUGACUGAUGCUUUGGCACUUGCUGGACAGGCUCUUCUGGCUGGUGGUUACUCCCAGGGUAAUUAUGUGCAGGCACGCCAAGUUGUUUAUAGAGUGCUGCAGAUAGGCUUUAUAAUUGGAAUGGGUUUGGCUGUCGUGUUGUUUCUUGGUUUUGGAGUGCUUCUGAACUUGUUCACCUCAGAUGCAGAAGUCCUGAAAGUUGCCUGGUCUGGCAUCUGGUUUGUUGCUGGAUCACAGCCAAUCAAUGCAAUUGCAUUUGUUCUUGACGGGCUCUAUUACGGGGUUUCAGACUUUGAAUAUGCUGCCUACUCUAUGGUUGUAGCUGCAUUGAUUUCAUCGAUAUUUAUGCUAAUAGCUGCUCCUGUUUAUGGUCUCCCUGGGGUCUGGACAGGGUUAUUUCUUUUCAUGAGCUUGCGUGUAGUUGCUGGAUUUUGGAGGUUGGGCACAAAGAGCGGACCAUGGAUCAGGGUUUGGUCUAAUGCGGACUAGGAGAAUUGCAGGCGUGCUUCAGUCAUGUCCUGGUAUAAGGAGGUGCCAGCCUUUGUUAAUCAGACUCAGAUGACUACUGCCAUUGUAUUCGGCAGCUCUGGUCUAAUGCUGGCAUAAGCUCAGAAUCAGAUUAAUAUGGCUACUUCCGAGCCCUGUUAGAAGGAUUUCCGUCAACUGCAUAGGCUUCCGAGCGAUGUGAUAUGUUGCAGCGUUUUUGCUGGAGUUAACAACUUGACACAGUGCCAGCGUCCAUUGAUUAUGCAGUGUAAUUCGAUCAGUUACAACACACAGUUAUUGAGGUGCAUACAUCUAUCUUGAUUCUUGACUACUACCUGGAACUGCACAUAAUUGCUUUUCUCUUUUUACAUGUAAAUACUGACAGAAAAGUAUCAUGUUGAUAUGUUCAUUGCUUCCCUGCAGUUCUCCUAGAUGUACUCUGAUACCAGAAAUUUACUAUAAGUAUGACUUUAAACAUCAUAA